GGCAAAUUUCAAUCUACGAAACAGAGAAAGAGAGAGAGAAGGAGGCAUAAUAAGUGUGUUGGAUGAGGAAGCUGUCAGAAUUCGGCUACUGUUGCGGCCUCGCCGGAGUUGCAGUUUCUCCUGCGUCCAAUCCCACCGCAGCUGCAACAGCAGCAGCUAUUCGACAGAGAACGACGCCAAAUCGGAGAUAUUCUCGCGCCAACGAUCCAUUAAAGAAGAAACCUCGAUCCUCCUCCUCCUCGGCGCUUUGGAGACCUUCUCUUUCCGUCAUAUCAGAAGACGCCGGAGUCGUACCACACGCAAACCGUGGAGGAGGAGGAGGAGGACCGGAGACACUUAGUAGUACUAGGAAGAAAAUCUCUAAAUCUAUGAUAAACAUACAUGAUGAAGAAAACUCCAGAUCUCCUCUCAAUGGCAGCAGCAAAAGGAAAUCCUCUUCCUCUUCAAUAACAUCAAUGGCCAUGCCAGCAUUUUCGCCCACACCAUUUGUGUUUUGAAGACCAACUGUUAUUUCUGCUGCUGCUUUCUUUCUUUCUCUCCUAUGCUAUGUAUAUGUAUGUAUUUGCUAUUAUGAUGAAUGAAUGAAUUUGUGUAAUAUAUUAUACUA
This is a messenger RNA of Impatiens glandulifera, 607 nucleotides long. RefSeq lists its product as uncharacterized. The transcript is spliced from 2 exons. The record is from RefSeq and is a predicted model, not a curated record. Lineage: Eukaryota; Viridiplantae; Streptophyta; Magnoliopsida; Ericales; Balsaminaceae. Bases 63 to 497 code for a protein of 144 amino acids.